CCCGUACGUACCAUGGCGUCCACGGAGGAGGACGGCUCGGUUGAAGAGAAAGAAAACAACAACAAGAAGAGGACGAAAAGUGCCAUCGCUGUCGCAUGGCUUACAUUUUACAACAUCGCCAUGACGGCCGGGUGGCUGGUUUUGGCUAUGGCAAUGAUGCGCUUCUACAUCCAGAAAGGCACACACAAGGGUCUGUACAAAAGUAUAGCAAGGACACUCAAGUUUUUCCAGACCAUUGCGUUAGUUGAGGUGGUGCAUUGUGCAAUCGGAAUCGUGAGGACCUCUGUAAUUGUGACCGGGGUUCAAGUAUGUUCACGAAUCUUCAUGGUGUGGUUCAUCACCAACAGCAUCAAACAGAUCCAGAACGAAGAAAGUGUAAUCCUCUUCUUGGCCGUUUGGACGUUUACAGAGAUUACCAGAUAUUCCUUCUAUACAUUCAAUCUGCUCAACCACCUGCCAUACUUCAUCAAAUGGGCCAGAUACAACAUGUUUAUCAUCAUGUACCCUCUCGGAGUGGCCGGAGAACUCCUGACCAUUUACACUGCUCUGCCAUAUGUUCGCAAAACCGGAAUGUUGUCCAUGAGGCUCCCCAACAAGUAUAACGUCUCCUUUGACUACUACUACUUCCUCAUUAUCGUCAUGCUCUCCUAUAUCCCAUUGUUCCCACAGCUCUACUUCCACAUGCUCCGUCAGAGGAGAAAGGUGCUUCUUGGGGAGAUCAUAGUAGAGAAGGAUGAGUAGAACCGCCUCAGUCCAGCACCUGGCGUUCGUUUUGGGACAGCGAGUGUGCACAGCUCCCCUGCCGCCACAUCCAUUCACCUUUGGUACCGCGCUCCACCGCACCCCACAUGCAACAAAAUGGACCGGGAGAGUCAGACGAAUACUAACAUCGCCGGAAAAGCCAUGUAAUAAUCACGGAAAAAGAAUUAAACAUCACAGUCACCACAAUAACCCAACUGGACUAAAUACAGUGCUGCGAGAGAAAUCAUAACCCAACAGGAAUAACAGUCAUCAGAAUCAUCACUGAAUCAGUCAUCACCAAACUCAUCAAUCAACGAGAGGAAUCAUUACAGAACUGGAAUAGUCAUCAUUGUGGAAAGAAUGAAUAAAUAUCAUCUCUAGCCGGAAUCAUUAUCAUCGCAAAACUGGAACAUAAUGCUGCGCACCCAUCAUUGUGGGUUCCACUGUGUCUUCACUGUCCAGGUGUAGAGAUCUAGAUCCCCAGAAAGAGAAAGCACUGAAUCCACCAGCCAGCGUGGCCACAGCAUACUGCACUGAAACCCUGCAACCUGAUAGCAUAAUACUGCACUGAUUACCUUCUACACCUGCUAAAAACAUAAUACUGCACUGAUUACCUUCUACACCUGCUAAAAACAUAAUACUACACUGAUUACCUUCUACACCUGCUAAAAACAUAAUACUGCACUGAUUACCUUCUACACCUGCUAAAAACAUAAUACUACACUGAUUACCUUCUACACCUGCUAAAAACAUAAUACUGGAAGGCGCCUGCUGUGCAUUGAGUCAACCACACAGCAGAUACAAACUGCACCCACCUUCAGUGCAAGAUAGAGGAAGUUCAAGGGAACCAGGAAGUGGUGAUAUGGAAGAAUGGAGGAGGAGAGAUGAUCGUUGAGUCCCCUGAGCAGUUUUUUUUCUCAAUCGGCUAUUUAUUUUUUUCAGAAUUUAUAAGCGUUUUCCACCACAGUGAUUUUAUACGUAAAUAGCGUGUGGCAACAAUGACUAGACAGAAGCUAAAAAAAAAUAUAAACAAUUAUGCGUAGACGUAUUAUACCUCGACAAUAAACAGACAUUUUGGUAAUAUGCUGCUUCCUUGGUUUAUGUGUGUUGUACUUUAUUUGUAAACAAUGUGAAACAGCAACAUUAGUAGGCUAUUUUAUGCACAGAUCGGAUCAUUUGAAGAAUUACUUAAUUUAUUCACAUAUCACCUGGUUGGCAAUAUUAUAUGCUUUGUAAGGCAGUAAUACACUUGUAUUGAAUGUUAUUAGUACUUUAGGUGUACCUGAGACUGCUCAAACAUGUUAAACUUGUUUUCCUAAUGUUCUCUCCAUGUUGCUUUAAUGUUUACCAAGAGCUCAGUCAAAUGUAUUUACAAGUGUGCAUCUUAAACAAGGUUACAACUACAGAAAAGCGCUUGUUUUUUAAAAAGUUCAAGCCAACUUAGAAAACAGAAGAUAAGAGAGAAAUUAUUUCUGAGCUCUCACAGUCUUCAGUUAGUCACUGUUUUGUUCUUUAUGUUUAAAAAUCUGUGUUCAGGAUCCCAUUGUCCUGGUUGGUAUUGUACUGGUCGUUAGUGUUAGAUUCCCUCUACUAAAAGGUGCUACUGUGUCAGAUCGUUUCAAACUUCUGUGCAGCUGAAGGAGAAACCGGAAAUUGGGAUGGAGAUAGGAACGGAAAACAGAAUGUGAAAUGUUUUGGGGAAAAGAUGUACAACUUGACAUGUUCAUCGAAUUGUAUGCACUGUGAUAUCGGGCCCCGUGCUACAGUGUACUGAAUUAAUUGACAUAAUGCUAUGAAUCAGGGUUAGACAAGAAAGAAACAAUAAAACU
This is a messenger RNA of Salvelinus namaycush (lake trout), 2570 nucleotides long. RefSeq names its product very-long-chain (3R)-3-hydroxyacyl-CoA dehydratase 1-like. Gene Ontology annotation, biological process: fatty acid elongation; sphingolipid biosynthetic process; dephosphorylation. Gene Ontology annotation, cellular component: endoplasmic reticulum membrane. Lineage: Eukaryota; Metazoa; Chordata; Actinopteri; Salmoniformes; Salmonidae. The coding region runs from base 13 to 741 and encodes 242 amino acids. The record is from RefSeq and is a predicted model, not a curated record. Gene Ontology annotation, molecular function: phosphatase activity; 3-hydroxyacyl-CoA dehydratase activity. The transcript is spliced from 7 exons.